Rhopilema esculentum is the source of this 646-nucleotide messenger RNA. Its product is annotated as ADP-ribosylation factor-like protein 2. Lineage: Eukaryota; Metazoa; Cnidaria; Scyphozoa; Rhizostomeae; Rhizostomatidae. Gene Ontology annotation, molecular function: GTPase activity; GTP binding. The record is from RefSeq and is a predicted model, not a curated record.
UGUUUCGAAAUAGAGGUUAUCAAAAUUUAAGUUUGGAUUUCGAUUUCUGAACAUUUCGAAAGAGUGUGAAAUCGUAAACAGAUUUUUCAAAAUGGGUCUACUAACAAUCCUAAAGAAAAUGAAAGAGAAGGAAAGAGAAGUUAGACUGCUGAUGCUAGGGCUUGAUAAUGCUGGCAAAACUACAAUUCUGAAGAAGUUCAAUGGGGAGGAUAUAGAUACAAUAAGUCCAACACUUGGUUUUAACAUAAAAACUUUAGAACAUAGAGGGUUUCAACUUAAUAUUUGGGAUGUUGGAGGUCAAAAGUCACUUAGAUCUUAUUGGAGAAACUAUUUUGAAAGCACAGAUGGUUUAAUUUGGGUUGUUGAUAGUGCAGAUAAAUGGAGACUAGAAGACUGUAAAAAAGAAUUAUCAUCUUUGUUGGUCGAAGAGAGAUUGGCUGGUGCAACAUUAUUAGUUUUUGCAAAUAAGCAAGAUCUACCAGGUUCAUUGAACGCCCAAGAGAUAAAAGAGGCCUUGAGUUUAGAUGAAAUAAAAACACAUCACUGGUACAUAUGUGGGUGCAGUGCUGUAACUGGAGAUCAUCUUCUUGAAGGAAUGGACUGGAUAACUUCUGACAUCGCCUCCAGAAUAUUCACAAUGGAUUAA